This is a messenger RNA of Phaeoacremonium minimum UCRPA7, 798 nucleotides long. Its product is annotated as putative ww domain-binding protein. Lineage: Eukaryota; Fungi; Ascomycota; Sordariomycetes; Togniniales; Togniniaceae. The record is from RefSeq and is a predicted model, not a curated record. The coding region runs from base 1 to 798 and encodes 265 amino acids. The transcript has 2 exons. Gene Ontology annotation, molecular function: chromatin DNA binding; transcription coactivator activity. Gene Ontology annotation, cellular component: nucleus. Gene Ontology annotation, biological process: positive regulation of DNA-templated transcription.
AUGGAUACCUACCAGGGCAGUCUCCAACACACAAGCAUUCUAGCCCAGAAUACCUCACGCGAGAAUGAAGCUAUUGAGGGGCGAGAUGUUGACCAGGACGCUAGCUGGGUGAUGUUGAAGGAGAACGGCAAGGACAUUGAGCGGCUCCCGGAUGAGCAGAUCCUUCUUAUAACGCCACCUCGAGUGAGCUUGGAGCUCUCGGUUCCCAAGCCCUUGCAGGCGAGCCACCCUUUUUCCAUCAACUGCCUAGAUGGAAAGGCCUACGUCACGAAUAAACGAGUGAUCUAUCUUGCAGCACGACCGACAGAGCAAUUCAAGUCCUUCGCGGCCCCCAUCCUAAAUAUCAACGAUACCCAUCCCUCGUCGGGAGGCUUCCUGGGUUUCGGAGCCUGGCGUUGGCAUGGCACGGUGACACCGACUGUAAACGGUGGAAUCCCUGCGGAGAUUCCCCUACUAGAAUUGACACUUACCUUCAACGAGGGCGGGAUGGACAGUUUCAACAGGAAGUAUAGUUUGAUACGGGACCGUUUGCAACAAUUUGCUCAAGCUACAGGCCAAUCGGUCCGCGACGCCGUCGUUCACGACGAAGACCUGCCGCCGUACGACCCGAAUGACCACAGUCAGGCUGCUGCGGCUCCUAUGCCAAGUAUCACACAGCCUGCCGCUGAGCCAGUACAAGGACGGCCAAAUCAACAGACGCCGGACGAGCCUCCUCCCGAUUACGACGAGGCCCAAGCCCAAGCUGUCAGCGGAAGAUUCGAAGAACGAAUUCGCCAAGAAGCAGAGCGGGGUGAGUGA